AUGGCCUCAGCCGUCUCGACCUCGCAGGUCCUGUCCGUCGGCAAGCUCGCUGCGGCUGACGUGAGCAGCGCGAACCAGGCGUUCCAGGGAGUGAAGUUCUGCCCCGCGCAGAAGAUGACCAGCAAGAAGGACGCCGGCCGCCUUGAGUGCAAGGCCGUCGCGACCGAGAAGACCUUCGUGACCACCAAGUCCGAGGAGAUCUUCAAGGCCGCCAAGGAGCUGUUGCCCGGAGGUGUGAACUCGCCCGUGCGCGCGUUCAAGUCCGUUGGCGGACAGCCGAUUGUGUUCGACCGCGUGAAGGGCUCGCACGCGUGGGACGUGGACGGCAACGAGUACGUGGACUAUGUCGGCUCGUGGGGCCCUGCCAUCAUCGGCCACGCCGACGACGAGGUGAACGCUGCCCUCGUGGAGGCUCUUCAGAAGGGCACGAGCUUCGGCGCGCCGUGCGUGCUGGAGAACGAGCUGGCGGAGAUGGUGAUCGCCGCCGUGCCCAGCAUCGAGAUGGUGCGCUUCGUCAACUCGGGCACUGAGGCCUGCAUGGGCAUGCUCCGCCUCGCGCGUGCCUACACCGGCCGCGACAAGAUCAUCAAGUUUGACGGCUGCUACCACGGCCACGCCGACAGCUUCCUCGUCCAGGCCGGCAGCGGUGUCGCCACCCUGGGCCUGCCCGACUCUCCCGGUGUUCCCAAGUCAGCCACCGCCCCCACGCUCGUGGCGCCCUACAACGACCUGGACGCCGUGAAGAAGCUGUUCGCGGACAACAAGAACGAGAUCGCGGCCGUUGUGCUCGAGCCCGUCGUCGGCAACUCCGGCUUCAUCGUCCCCAAGAAGGAGUUCCUGGAGGGGCUGCGCCAGAUCACCAAGGACGAGGGCGCGCUGCUGGUGUUUGACGAGGUCAUGACUGGCUUCCGUAUCGCGUACGGUGGCGCGCAGCAGCACUGGGGCAUCACCCCUGACAUCACCACCCUCGGCAAGAUCAUUGGUGGCGGUCUCCCCGUGGGAGCAUACGGUGGGCGCCGGGACAUCAUGGAGAUGGUGGCGCCUGCAGGCCCCAUGUACCAGGCGGGCACGCUCAGUGGCAACCCCCUGGCCAUGACGGCAGGCAUCAAGACCCUGGAGCGCCUGCAGAAGCCCGGCACGUAUGAGUACCUGGACAAGGUCACUGGCCGCCUCAUCAACGGGCUGCUCGAUGCUGCCAGGGAGGCGGGUCACGAGGUGUGUGGCGGGCACAUCAACGGCAUGUUCGGCUUUUUCUUCACCAAGGGUCCCGUGUUCAGCUUUGCGGACGCCAAGCAGUCGGACACAGCCAAGUUCGGCCGCUUCCACCGCGCCAUGCUCAAGCGCGGGGUCUACCUCGCUCCCUCGCAGUACGAGGCGGGUUUCACGGGUCUGUGCCACACAGAGGAGGACAUUGACUUCACCAUUGCUGCUGCCAAGGAGGCCUUCAGGGAAAUCUAG
Molecule: messenger RNA, 1458 nt
Organism: Closterium sp. Naga37s-1
Lineage: Eukaryota; Viridiplantae; Streptophyta; Zygnematophyceae; Desmidiales; Closteriaceae
Source: the annotation of a GenBank genome assembly